Molecule: messenger RNA, 849 nt
Organism: Geodia barretti
Lineage: Eukaryota; Metazoa; Porifera; Demospongiae; Tetractinellida; Geodiidae
Source: the annotation of a GenBank genome assembly
UCAUUCACUGGCCACAGCUACAGUGCCGAGAUCAAGAGCUCAAGGAGAUGUCGGCCAGCGGGCGAGGCGGGAGUGACGUGACGCUGACGGAUCUUCGUGAGUGGCUCCAGGCGCUGGGUCUAGAGGUGGAGCCGGCAGAAGACGAGGGCGCCGUGGCCGAGCAGCUCCGAGACGGCGUUCUCCUCUGUCACCUCGUCAACAAGAUCAGACCCGGCAGCGUUGAACUGAUCAAGCAGAGACGGUCGAGUGGCGACGCGGAGGAGAACAUUCUGAGGUUCCUGCAGGCCUGCACCACCCUUGGCAUCAAAAAGGCGAGCCAUUCAUCAAUGUCCACUUGUGAUAUUCAGACCUGCUGAUCUGCUGAACAAAAGAGAUUACUCUCCAGUUCUGAUCACCCUGCAAGAGCUCUACCAAGUAGCUGCUGGCAUGGGUCUCGGGAUAGAGUUCUCGCGUCACAAGAGACAGUCUCGAAGUAGUGGCGCAGUUCUCGGGAGCACGGAUGCCUCGGGGAACACCAGUAGUCAGGGGAGUCUGUCGGGAGGGGAGGAGGACGGGGAGGGAGAUGGACCUGCCUUCUACAGAGCCAUCUACCCUUUCCCUGGAGCCAACGAAGAUGAGUUGCAGUUUGAGAAGGGAGACGUGAUCCAGGUCACGAGAGUGGUGGAUGGAGGAUGGUGGGAGGGAGUCCUGGACGGCUGCUGCGGGUGGUUCCCUGGCAACUACGUCAAGAAAGUCACCGAUACGGUGGGUCAGCAGUCAGCCGUUGGAGCAGAUGGGCCCGACGUCUACCAUAACCUGGUAGUGAAGGAUAUCUUGGACACAGAGCAGGCCUAUCUCCACGAUCUCCAC